UACUGCCAUGAAUAUUGUGUUUCAGAUCUGGUUUGUCAUGCAACAUAGUUUGACUUUUGUAUGCCUUAAAAUUGGGUUGUAGGUGUUUUUUGACCAUUAGUUUCUCGCCUGGGGCGGCGGCCAAUCCUGGCUCCCCCACUGGCGCUAAGUCCAGCCGACCGGGCACUUUAUGCCCCCGUGUGCCGCCCACACGCACCGCACCCGUCUCGGUGUGGUCAUUCUCUGCCAUGGCGUUUCCUCCAUCUCCUCUCUAAACCGGGGCACCGCCUCUUCCAGCAUGGCGAUGAAUACCUUGAGCCCACGCCGGCCCCGCUGCUCUCCUCCUCCUCCUGCAGCCUCUUCCUCUGCAGCAGCAAAGAGGGAGAUUCCUCCUCUGUCCAGACUGUCCACACUCUCCGGAGGCCCCCCCAGAAAAAUCUAUCUGAAAGAGACUCUUGAGUGUCACCUAACUAAACAGCUCCUUAAACGACGCCGCCUUCACAUGUCACAACACCCCCGCAUAAAUCCUUGAUCUCUUCUCCUCUCUCCUCACUCUCUCAUUCCUUUUGUCACCAUGGCGCUACCUUGGGUCUUCGUCCUCCUCCCUGCCCUCUUCUUCCUCUCCUCCUCUGUACCCAACCUCUUCUUCUCCAACAGCAGCAGCAAUGGGAGUGGAGGGAGAUGCUCCCUCUGUCCACAGUCUCCAGAGGUCUCCUUCUGUCCACUGUCUCCAGAGAUCUCCCCCUGUCCCCAGUCUCCAGAGGUCCCCUAUAUUGUCAGCACGAGGUACAGGACUGCCUACCACUUCCAGCCUCCCAGGAACUGGAUCAAUGAUCCAUGUGGACUAAUGUACUACAAAGGCAUCUACCAUAAUUUCUACCAGUAUAACCCCCACUGCGCCCUCUGGUGUUGGGGUGACAUAACUUGGGGCCAUUCGGUUUCGACAGACCUUGUCAACUGGAUCCAGCUUGAACCCGUGAUAGAACCGGAUAACCCCAGUGACAUAGAUGGCUGCUGGACCGGUUCAGCCACAAUUCUGUCUGGUGGUCAACCGGUCAUCUUAUACACCGGUGGCAGCAGAGACAAGUGUCAGGUCCAAAACCUUGUGCAUCCCAAGAACCCGUCUGACCCAUACCUAAGAGAAUGGACCAAAACCGGCAAUAACCCAGUGAUCCAACCGGUAGUACCAGGUUUGAACAGAAGCCAAUUCAGGGAUCCGACGACCGGUUGGAUCGGACCAGAUGGACUGUGGAGAAUAGCAGUUGGUGCUGAGCUGAAAAGCUACACUGCUGCACUUUUGUACAAGAGUGAAGACUUUCUUAGUUGGACAAGAGUUGAUCACCCACUGUAUUCACAGAACUUAUCCAAUAUUGUGGAGUGCAAUAUGUGGGAGUGCCUGGAUUUCUUUGCGGUAUUGCCAGGCAAUAACACUGGACUGGACAUGUCCGCAGCAAUCUUAAGAGGAACCAAGCAUGCCCUCAAAAUGAGCGUGGGUUACUUUGAUAAGUACUUGAUUGGGGUGUAUGAUCUCAAACGUGAUGCCUUUGUGCCAGAUACUAUCGUAGAUGACUGUCGGCUGUGGUUGAAGAUCGAUUACGGCAAUUUCUAUGCUUCGAAGUCAUUCUUCGACUCGAAAAAGGGCAGGAGGAUCAUAUGGGGUUGGUCUAAGGAAGCAGAUUGUCGUUCAGAUGAUGUUGCAAAAGGUUGGGCAGGAAUCCAUACAAUCCCCAGGACGAUUUGGCUAGACAGCAAUGGCAAGCAGUUGCUGCAAUGGCCAGUUGAUGAGAUUGAGUCCCUUCGAACAAAUGAAAUCAACCAUCAAGGACUUGAGCUCAACAAGGGAGAUAUGUUUGAGAUCAAUGGAGUUGACACUUUUCAGGCUGAUGUGGAGAUAUAUUUUGAGCUGACGUCCAUCAAUGCCGCCGAACCUUUUAAUUCUUCCUCGCUUUUGGACCCUGAGAAGCAUUGCUGUGAAGCCGGUGCAUCGGUUCAUGGUGGUAUAGGGCCAUUUGGACUUGUUAUUCUGGCCUCCAACAACAUGGAUGAGCACACUGUCGUGCACUUCAGAGUCUACAAGUCACAGCAAAAGUACAUGAUACUCAUGUGCUCUGAUUUAAGAAGGUCUUCCAUCAGACCAUCACGGUACACACCAGCCUAUGGAGGCUUCUUUGAACUUGAUCUUGCAAAGGAGAGGAAGAUAUCUCUCAGAACUCUGAUUGAUCGGUCGGCGGUGGAGAGCUUCGGUGGUGGUGGUAGGGUUUGCAUCACGUCCAGAGUUUAUCCAGCGGUGCUCGCCGAUGUUGGCAGGGCCCACAUGUAUGCCUUCAACAAUGGAAGUGCCACGGUGAGGGUGCCACAGCUCAGCGCAUGGACCAUGAGGAAGGCACAAGUGAAUGUGGAGAAGGGUUGGAGUGCUAUUUAAAACAGAGCAAUUUGAUUUCCUCGAUUCUUUUACCAUCAUUCAUGAGCAUUGCCUGGCAAAAAUAAGGACAUUCGGCAGGAAAAAAAUAGCCUAUCAUUUCUUUGAUCUCAGUAUUCAUAUAUUGUACGUAGUUACUACUUAGUAUGCCCAUCCCAUCUCAGUUACUUGUAUCAAUUUUUAUAGAAACACACACUAGUCAUGAAA
Aegilops tauschii subsp. strangulata is the source of this 2605-nucleotide messenger RNA. The record is from RefSeq and is a predicted model, not a curated record. NCBI's taxonomy places the organism in Eukaryota, Viridiplantae, Streptophyta, Magnoliopsida, Poales, Poaceae.